Messenger RNA from Suillus discolor, 1140 nucleotides. RefSeq lists its product as uncharacterized. The coding region runs from base 109 to 1089 and encodes 326 amino acids. The transcript has 14 exons. Lineage: Eukaryota; Fungi; Basidiomycota; Agaricomycetes; Boletales; Suillaceae. The record is from RefSeq and is a predicted model, not a curated record.
GUAAAUUUCGCAAUUUGCCAAUGACGUCGAUUCUCAGAUUAGAUACAGUCCUAGACCAUUUACUGUGUGUAUGUGUGUACAUGUGUAUCCCCUCUCACGAACGCUGCCAUGGCAUUCGCUCACACCCAUCCCUCGAACAUGACUUUCGUCUCAAAUGAUCCCAGUUUGUGGCCACAAAUCAAUUUAAAUAUUAUUACCAGCUAUUUCGAAGUUGCCGCCUGCGUCAUGGUGGUAUACGAUUGGGUCUUAACACUGAGACAAGAGAUUGAACUCAUCUGGAGACAAUGCUGGUCUCUCAUGACUGUGUUGUAUUUGAUUAUACGCUUCAUUGGAAUACCAUUUUCUUUCGUCUUUCUUCUGGAAUAUGUGCCAUCGGUAUCGCUGACAGAUACAGUGAGUACUAUCGCGGACUACGCAGUAAGUGGCACAAUUGUGAUCGUGACUGCCAUGUUGGGCGUCAUCAUGAUUGCUCGGUUGCAUGCCAUGUAUCAGGGAUCUAGAACGAUGCUUAUGUUCCUUGUUAUCAUCUUCCUGGCUGUGAACAUUGCCUGCGGAGUGAUCACGGUAAUAGGACUCAACGAUAUUGUACUGGAGGAGUUCAUACUUUCUGGCACAUAUGUGUGCGGUUAUGUACUAUAUGAAGGGGACGAACAGCUUCUGUUUUCAAUGGUUUCGAUUCUCAACACUGUUUGGGAGGUCCUCGCACUGUGCUUUUCAGUCUGGAUUGUUGUGAAACACUUCCGUGACCUGCGACGACUCGGCCCAUCAACAGGAUCGACUAUCGGGGACUGUUUCAGAGUGCUGAUACAAUCUCACGUUCUUUAUUUCACAAGCUUUGUUGGUGUCUCUUGCUUCCAGCUUGCUUUCCUCUCUCCAAAAAUCUUUAAUUCGACUUCUAUUGGAGCUCAGAUAAUCGAUGGUGUUUCUCAAAUUUUAUUGGUCAUUCAGAUGUUUGUGCUGGGACCACGCCUCAUCCUGAGCAUUCGAAAAUACCAUGCCAAACUUGUGGCAUACUCCGACGCAGAAAUUAGCAUGAAUUCGAUUGUCUUCCAGGAAGAUGUACAUGUAUCGACUAGCAGUCUUGUAUAGAGAAAUGCUUGCUGAAUGGUCUGCAGGGAGAAGAAAUUUGAUUGAGCAUCC